Messenger RNA from Galdieria sulphuraria, 1185 nucleotides. RefSeq lists its product as uncharacterized. The transcript is spliced from 3 exons. The record is from RefSeq and is a predicted model, not a curated record. Lineage: Eukaryota; Rhodophyta; Bangiophyceae; Galdieriales; Galdieriaceae. The coding region runs from base 28 to 1164 and encodes 378 amino acids.
UUGAGGAUUUACGUACUCGAAAGAGAUAUGCAAGUUGGUUCACCUAAAGGCGCGUUCCAAAGCUACCUCAAUGAAAAGGGUGAACUAGCUCAAGCCUUCCCAACAAGACUCCAUUCUAGUUUGGAAGUCUUUGACUGGCUAUUCUGUGAUAAACCGGAGGAAGGUUUUCAGGUGGAACGUUUCGAAAAGCAACUGCUAUGUAUAUCAGGAUAUUCUUAUUCCAACGGUUCACACAAGGAAAAGGUUUCCCAGAAUUACUUGGUCAAGUGUUACAAAGACGGUUUUCUAUUUUUAUAUUGUCUGAACGACUUGAGUUGGUCCCACUAUGCAAUUCCUAUACCGUUACAAAAAUAUGCUCCUAAUAUAAGCCGCUCUGUAUUCGAUGUAUACACAGGUGAACGCUUUGACUUUCAUAUACUAAGAAUGGUCAAGUUUUGUUUGUCUAACGCAGAGCCUAUCUCGUUAUCUCUUUUAUAUUUAUAUGUAUAUUUGCAGUAUGCUACUUCUUGUGUGACGCUUCAUAACGCUGUCUUAUGGCAUCCAAUGCAGCCAGGGUUUCCGCCUUCACGAAGGAUAUAUGCUGUGGAAGUUGUUAAAAUGAGUAAUUGUUACCUUUGUCAACAGUCUUCAAGCAAAUGUCAGUGUGUGCAGAACCAACGAAGAUUGAACUUGUCUUCCAGUCGCACAACUCAAGUCAGGAUAAACUCUAGCGAAAGAGAAUGGACGUCAAGUGGUUCAAAGUCAUCGACGAGGACUCCAUUAGAUAAUGGGAAAAGAGCAAGUAGUAGCGAAUAUUCACAUUCCAGUUCAGUAACUGACUUAAACACUGGAAGCAGUUCUUCAGCUAACCUUAAUUAUGUCGUUGAUCCCAACACGAUAAAGACCCUUUUUGGUCCCUGGAAAGGAACAAAGAGAGUUAUUGUUUAUAAUCCAAAUACUGGUCAGAUUCAAAGAGAGCAGAGGAGUUUUUUCCGUUUACAACUCGAUUGGGCAGCAGCUUUGGAAGUUCGUCAAGUACAGACCAAAGUUGUUACGGGACUAUUUAAUAAUCUAUUCAAUCCGACUUCAGAUCUUUUACUGUCAUUUCCUGAACAAGAAAAGCAACUCAAUUCUCAGUGUAUUGACUUUACAGAAGCAGCGAGUAUUGUUGACGACUGUAUUUGAAUGAAUCUUUAGACUUUCCAA